AUGACCACCACUCGAGAGGCGGCUGCUAAUGGCAAUGGCAAGGCUUCGUUGCGGAAUCUCAAGGCGGCUGAACCCAAGCCAGAUGCCCAAAGCGCAGACCCAUCGGAAGUCACUCCAUUCAGUAUCGACUCUAUCGGUGCAUCAUCGUCGUCCGCUAUUGCCAGCUCCAAGGCCGGGUCAUCGUCCACCUCGUCGUCCCCCAAUGUCGACUGGCUAGUCUCUCGAGUCCACCAGCUGGAGGAAAAGCUUGCCAAGGCUCUGCGUAUCAACGACGCUUCAGAUGGGGCCAAGAAUCGCCCGUCUGCGCAGGAGACGGCGGAGACGGCGGAGCCAGCGGAGGGAUUCGUGGCCAAAUCUCGAUAUUUUGCCCAUAGCCAUUGGAUAUAUGGAUUGAGCAUGCUUACUAUGGAAAAGGAUCUCAUGGGCCAAGACAAGGUCAACCAAGGAGAUCUGUAUCAGUCACUUGGCAGAUGCAAAGUCCUCGCGCGCAAGAUCAAAAAGAAUCGCUUUAAGCCACUCUCAUCUACUACUCUAGGACUCCGGGUUCCUGCCCGGGAGCUUGCGGAUGAGCUUGUCGAAAACUAUCUUCGCACUUUCGAAGGUAUCUUCCGUGUCGUUCAUAUACCCACGUUCAGGGCUGAGUAUGCGAGGUUCUGGGACGCUAGCCAUCCAUCCAAUGACUCCUUUGUUAUCCUGCUCCAGCUCGUCAUGGCACUUGGGGCGACUGUGCAUGAUUCUGUCUUCUCCCUGCGGCCAAUGGCGACGCAGUGGAUAUUUGAAGCCCAGAUGUGGCUUAUCGUUCCGCCGGAGAAGAAAAGGAUUAACAUCGAGGGCAUUCAAAUACAGUGUCUUUUGCUCCUCGCAAAAUCUACGUGCAACGUCGGUUCAGACAUGGUGUGGAUGAUGGCGGGGAAUCUGGUGAGAAACGCCAUGUUUGUGGGGCUUCAUCGUGACCCUCAAUAUCUCGGAGACAUGACGAUAUAUCGAGCCGAGAUGCGACGUCGUCUAUGGGCCACUGUCUUGGAGCUGAACGUGCAGUUUUCUUUUGAUGCUGGGGGCUCGCCGCUGCUUUCCACCGCCCAUUACGACACUCUGCCUCCGGCCAAUGUAAACGACGACGAACUCACUGACGAGAAGGACAAUGGCGGAAUUGCAAAAGGCCCAAAGGUGCCGACCCAGACGUCAGUUUUGAGGGCUCUACUGGCGACGAUACCACUACGCUUGAAUCUCAUCAACCAUGUCAACAAUACAAGACCAGGCGAUCACUACGAAGAAACGCUGCGGCUGAACUCGGAUCUGACGAAAUCUUGCCGAGCCAUCUCAGAGUCUCUCAUGGCUCUCAAAGCAAUGCCGAAUUCGCCAAUCACAGAGUUCCAUGUUUCAGUGACAGAGAUAUUCCUCUAUCGCUGCUUCCACGCACUUCACCAGCCCGUCAUUGUCAAAUAUCUAAACGACGCUAGAUUCUACUUUUCGCGACAGAUGUGUCUGGAUAGCGCACUGAAGCUCACGCACAUCUGGGGCUUCCCAGAUGCCUGGUCUACAGACAAUCCCACAGCCGGCGAAGCCAUGGAUCCCGACCUUAAGCGACUAGUCACCAACGGAACGGGCAUGUUUCACAACGUCGCAUCGCAAGCCAUGCUCAACAUCCAUAUAGAGCUCAUCCACGCCAAAGCCGGCCAGGCUUCGAGCCUCGGCUAUCUCCCGACAGUGGGCAGCACCAACCUGCGUGCCCGACUCGACGCCACACGAGAGUGGAAACUCAACCGGGUACGCGCCGGCGAGACAAACGUCAAGGGCAUGAUCUUCAUGGCGGCAUGCCUCGCCCACAUCCAGGCGCUGGAGGCCGGGCUCGACACGAAGGAGAGGACGCGCCUGAUGUUCGAAGCGUCGAUAGCCAUGGGUAAGCAGUGCUUUGGGAUCCUCAAGGAGGUGGCCGAGCGAGAAGGGCUGCCUGCAUGCGAGUGGGACGAUUAUGAGAUAGCGAGCGUGGACGGGCUGUCACCCAUGUCAGGGAUGUCGACGGAUUGGAUGCAAGAUUGGGUGUUUGAAGGUGACCAAGGGAUUUCGUUUCCGCAGUGGGAUCCUGAUUUUGAAAGCGCCGACUUUAUGGACGACCUGGACUUUGAUAUUGGCCAGAUGUAG
Trichoderma asperellum CBS 433.97 is the source of this 2142-nucleotide messenger RNA. RefSeq lists its product as uncharacterized. Gene Ontology annotation, molecular function: DNA-binding transcription activator activity, RNA polymerase II-specific; zinc ion binding; RNA polymerase II cis-regulatory region sequence-specific DNA binding. NCBI's taxonomy places the organism in Eukaryota, Fungi, Ascomycota, Sordariomycetes, Hypocreales, Hypocreaceae. Gene Ontology annotation, biological process: DNA-templated transcription; regulation of transcription by RNA polymerase II. The record is from RefSeq and is a predicted model, not a curated record. Gene Ontology annotation, cellular component: nucleus.